AUGAGUGCAGUGUCUUCAUUCUCAGACUCGCGCGAGUUCCUGGGUGUCCAUAGAGAUGCUCAUUCGUUCAGGUCUUCUUACCACAGACUGGCUCGCAAAUGCCGUCGCAACCCUUCUCCAUCGAUUCCGACAACGACGGCUCUCGUCUCAGCGGCUUUGACCUCGGCAGCGCCAGUUGUCAAGUUCGAGGCUCGCCGCCCUCGCGUAUUAUUCGUGCCGGAUAUUCCAAAGCCGUCACAUUCCACCAUCACACUUUCACAUUACGCUUCCGUGAGCCAAACUUCCUUGUCCGCAGCUGUUGGAGGCCAAGAUGCUCCUCCACAAACUCCAUCCCCGGAACCUGCUGCACUCCGCCCACGUCCUCGCAUUUCGAUACGCACAACUACCAUUGAUGAUGGUACUCCUUAUCAGUCUCCCUCCUCCCGAGAGACACUUCGAAACAACAGCAGUAAAGAAUCACUCGCCUCUCCAACGCCGUCUCCCGCAACAACUAUAUCAUUGACAUCGCCACGGCUCGAGGUUCCUAUCUCACCACACAGUCCUAGAAGAAAUCGCUUCAGCCGAGGACAUUCCCCCGCCUGCCCCCUACGCAAUGCAUCUCAAGACUCUCAUCUUUCGCAAAGCUCUUUACGGACCACGGGCUCCCCAGUGUCCAACAAAUUUGAAGACCUGCUUCAGGCCAUAGGAAGCAUGGUAGACGAUCACGUCAGGCAGCUGCGAGGUUCACUUCUCUCCCCUGUCGGCAAGUCCUCAAAGUUGCCAAGAGACCAUUGUCGGGAGACUCUAGUCUCCCUCCAACAGGAGAUUCACUCCCUUCUCCAACGGCCACCUACAGAUCCCACAAAUACUCUCCGCUAUCGCGCGCUUUUCGAGCUGUAUCAUGAGCUAAGGGAAACGCUGGUCAGCUUUCAACGCGACCUAGCAGCUGAGAGGAUCAGCGAUAAUUACUGUGCUGAUUUCUGUCAGAACAUUGUAGACUACGGAAAACGGCUAAAUUCUUUUGUAGUCAAGACAUGGUAA
Molecule: messenger RNA, 1020 nt
Organism: Trichoderma reesei QM6a
Lineage: Eukaryota; Fungi; Ascomycota; Sordariomycetes; Hypocreales; Hypocreaceae
Exons: 2
Coding region: 1-1020 (339 amino acids)
Source: RefSeq, a predicted model, not a curated record